Messenger RNA from Trifolium pratense (red clover), 2498 nucleotides. RefSeq names its product chloroplast processing peptidase-like. The record is from RefSeq and is a predicted model, not a curated record. The transcript is spliced from 6 exons. Gene Ontology annotation, biological process: thylakoid membrane organization. Gene Ontology annotation, molecular function: serine-type endopeptidase activity. Lineage: Eukaryota; Viridiplantae; Streptophyta; Magnoliopsida; Fabales; Fabaceae. Gene Ontology annotation, cellular component: chloroplast thylakoid membrane. The coding region runs from base 1363 to 1944 and encodes 193 amino acids.
UUGUUGCUUUUCAGUUUUCAUCUGCUAAAAAAAAUGGAGAGGAACUGGACAAUUUUUGUUGUACUCUGUUUUAUUUGAAAUUGGUUAUGAGACUGGACAAAUUAGACAAUAAGGGACAUGAUAAAAAUAAAAUUUUUUUGUCCCUCACUGAAUCACAAGAUAACUUUUUGUCCACAAUACAACUAUAAAAAAUAAAAAAAUACCCAUUUUAUUUUCGAAUAUAAAAAUAUUAUCGUCUUAUAUCUCUCCGAUACAGUUUUGUCAUGUCAUUUAUAAAACCAGUAUUUCUAAGCUACUAGCCUACUAUACUGUUUUUUAAAAUUUUUUAUUAAGAAUGUUUUCGUGUGCACUGACGUUUGCUGCAGAUAUUUCUUUCUUUCUCGUAUCUUCUGUGUUGUUGACACAUUUUUAUCAUGUUUUUGGGUGUUGGGUUGAGCUAACUUGGGCUUUUACAAUUUUUAAUAGCCCAUAACACUAACACCUCCCCCUAAUAAUCCAUAGACCUCUUCUUUUCAUGCUCCCCGAGUCUUGCACGCGCCCCUGGCCUUCUAAUUCUACCCCUUGCAACGUAGGAUGCAAAUGUGUAUAUAGCAAAAACUAGGGAAAAAAUUAGUUUGCAUCCUAGAAUGCAAAAAUGUGAACCUUAUAAAAUGGGGACGAAGAAAGAGUGAGAGAUACAAAAAUUGAAAAAUAUUAGAUUUUAUAAGGUUCACAUUGCGCCCCCUGAAUUUGUUACUUAAGUAGCGACCAUUUUUGAAAGUUCUAAGGGCGAACAAGAACAUCUAGGGGGCGCGAAAAGAAGAAGUAAUUAAUCAAGAUCACUUAAUAAAGUACAAUAUAUUUUUUCCCCGGUUAAGUAGCCUAUAGUGGUAAGAAAUUCUACAUUAAAGAUGAAUAAGUGGAGUGUUUUUAAAGUUUGAACCCCAGCUCAUGCAUGUGUAUAAUGCAACGAUCCUACCAACUUAGUUAACUUUAUUGGUACAAUAGUCUUGCAAUAUUAAUCAAAGAGGUAAUAGAUAUUACUGAAUUUUUUUGUAAUUCGUUAUUCCGGUUGAAAGUGUAUAUAUGUUGCGGUUAAUAAUUCUGACAUAAACAAAAGACAAAAACAUUGGUACUGUAGUGUUACUGUACUUUAUGUAAUAGUCAAAACUCUCAAACGCGUAGGCAUAGAAGUAGUAGUAGAUCUCUCUUUUCCUUUUUGUUUUUGAGGAAACUUAAUCACCAAGUUUAGCCAAAUAGCUCCACAAUUCUGUUAAAUAAGAAACUGAAAACUCAUUUCACACUCUGCAACUUUUUUCAAUUUUUGGUACAAACAAUCAAAACAAUUAACAAUCACUUAGUUAAGUAAUUGAGUGUUGAGAAAUGAGCUUCUUGAGGCCAUCUGCUAUGUACAAUUUUGUGUUUACUUAUCCUUCAUCACGAUGGAUGCCAUGUCAAAGUUGGGGAUUCCUUCGAUGGCCGGGUCUUGAAGGCUUCUUUAGGCUUUUGGUGGUUUUUCUUCUUUGGUCUACCUUUUCUCAGCUAUGCUACAUACCUUCUUCUUCUAUGUACCCUACCCUUCGUGUUGGCGAUCGAAUUAUUGUCGAAAAGGCUUCAUAUUACAUCUGGAAUCCUGCUAUACAUGAUAUUGUGACAUUUCGGGAUCCAACGCAGCAUUGUGAAGACAACACAGAUGUGAUUUUUAUUAAAAGAGUUGUUGCAAAAGAAGGCGACACUGUUGAGGUUCAUCAUGGAGGACUCUAUGUCAAUGGUGUCGCUCAAGAGGAGGAUUUCGUGGUAGAGCCACCGACAUACACAACCGAAUUAACUUAUGUUCCACAAGGCCAUGUUUAUGUGUUGGGUGAUAAUCGCAACAAUAGCUAUGAUUCUCAUGUAUGGGGACCACUUCCUAUGAAAAACAUAGUUGGACGAUACGCCAUGCGCUGUCUCAGACCAGUAAAUUGACACUAUGUGGUGGAGGAACUAAACCAGAGUUCUUUUUUCUUUGAUUUCCAUGAAGAGUUCCAUCUUCCAUGUUCUAGCUCGCUAUUCGGUAAUGAAUAGCAUAUCAUAUGCUAACUCUUCAUGGUAAAUGGAUUCUCACAUGCUUACUCAUAGUGAUUACUGAGGCUUCCCUCUCUCAGUAAGAGUAUGCAACGACGUAAAGACGAAAAAAAUAGCAUGUCUUUUUGAAUGGUUUAUUGUAGUUUGAAGCAUGUCAUUUGCAUAUCAUGGGAAUAUGAAUCUUUGUUUUUAUUUGAUAUAUCUAUCUUGUUUAACCUAAGGUCAAAGAAAGUUGUGAAAGACAAAUGUGUCCCUCCUUUUUCCUUGUAAGAAUUUUGCUAUAGAAAAUAAGUUGAUUGUGAAAAGUAGGAAUGGAUGGUGUUGUUUUUUUUCUUAUAUCAGGGAGGUUACCUCUAGAGUCUAUGUCUAGCCUACUUGAGAAUAUGGAUGAAUGGUUGAAUUAACCAUAACUUUAUCAAAUUAUAUACUAUACAUAUAAGUAUAUUAUAUAUGGA